Messenger RNA from Scatophagus argus, 2871 nucleotides. Its product is annotated as progestin and adipoQ receptor family member 3-like. Gene Ontology annotation, cellular component: membrane. Lineage: Eukaryota; Metazoa; Chordata; Actinopteri; Scatophagidae. Gene Ontology annotation, molecular function: signaling receptor activity. The transcript is spliced from 7 exons. Bases 228 to 1175 code for a protein of 315 amino acids. The record is from RefSeq and is a predicted model, not a curated record.
ACUGUCGAUAUCAAAAAGAAGAAGACAGGUUAGCUGCUAUUAUCGAGAGAUUAAGGAUAUGUUUCUUUUUUCCUAAAAUGUGAUGUGUUUUUUUAACGCAAUGCUGACUUGAUAGCCAUCUGAAUGUAGUCAAAUUGCCUGAACGAGGACAUUUACAGUCGGACUGCGACUAAUGUCUUAGCCUUAACUUUCCCAGCUUGCCUUGAACUAGAAGAGCAGAAGACAAGAUGCUGCUGAAGAUGCCCCAGAAGCUGCUGAAGACUGCUCACUACAUAGAGCUGGGUAGCUACCAACACUGGCCAGUGCUGGUACCCCAGAGGAUAAGACUGUACACCUAUGAACAAAUCCCCCUCUUUCUUAAAGAAAACCCCUACAUCACAGAUGGCUACAGGGCUCACCUGCCCUCCAAACUCUGCCUGAGGAGUAUUUUUAUUUUAUCCAAUGAGACUGUGAAUAUUUGGAGCCACCUUCUGGGUUUCUUGCUUUUCUUCUCUCUGGCUGUGAACGACCUCUCCUCAGUACUGCCAGCCUCUGGAGCCAACAGAGAGGACUAUGUAAUCUAUGCUAUAGGACUGUUCUGCUUCCAGGUGUGCAUGUUGUGUUCUGCGGGGUACCACCUAUUCUCUUGCCACCGAUCAGAGAAGACUAGCCGUCGCUGGCUGGCGUUGGACUACGCAGGCAUCUCUGUUGGCAUCCUGGGCUGUUAUGUACCUGGACUCUUCUAUGCUUUCUACUGUAAUGCUUUUUGGCGACAAGCCUACCUGCUGACAGUCCUGUCCCUGAUCCUGGCCAUCUUCUGUGCUCAGGUCCACCCUCGUUACCUCAGCAACGACUGGCGACGGAUACGAAUGACGAUCUUCUGCUGCGUGGCAGGCAUCAGCGUGAUCCCUGCAUGUCACUGGGUCUGGCUCAAUGGAGGGUUUACCUCUGAUGUUGUACAGCUGUUCCUGCCUCGCGUGAUAGUGAUGUACCUGAUAGCUGCGUCGGCCUUCCUGUUCUAUGUCACCAAAAUCCCUGAACGCUAUUUCCCUGGCCAGCUGAAUUACCUGGGCUCCAGCCACCAGGUGUGGCACAUAUUGGUGGUGGUGAUGCUUUACUGGUGGCAUCAGACAGCUGUUCACAUCAUGCACUUUAGACACAGCCAGGCCUGCCCGGUGCAGACCAGCAGCAGCUAAGUUAAACUGAUCAAAUAACAUGAUGGAUAGGCAGUCAGUUUGAGGCCAGUAAUUGUCAGUAGAAACUUAUUGUGAUAAUAUUCAAAGACUUCUUGCCAGUUUGCAGCUGUUUAAAAGUUGCUGCCUAAUGGAUUUUCAACCACUAACUACCAGCAGCUCCUGACUUCAGUAUUAGCUGCUCCACUGAGCCAUCAGUUACUGUCUGGCAGCUUGUAGACCAGUAUCGUCUCCAAGUCAACUGUAACUAACAUUAUAUAUCACCUAAGAGUAUUUAGGAGCUAUUGUAAAUCUUAAAUUCUCUUCACAAAAGAUGAACUGAUGUCAAAGGUGAUGUAGCUGCACCACACAGAUCCUCAUCAUCAUUUUCUGUGCUCAGGUCCACCUGACGGACAGAAAAUAACCCUCAAUGUUGCACCAUAACCAUUAAGAUCAAUGCAUGAAACAAGAAUUUAAACUUAUUUUAGACUACUGUGGUGUUUUUAAUUGGUGAUCAUGUUGUAUCAUGGUUGGCUUAGAUUGUAACAUUUUUUUGUACUGAAGUAUUGAAAAACUAUAAGGAUUCUUUUAAAUCGAACAUAAUAGCCUGUGUAAACAAUGAAGUUUUCUGCAUCUAAUUUUGUUUUCUGUAUCAGUUUCCACAAGAUUACGUUAUAUGAAAUGUCUCUAUGAAGAGUAGAGGGGCAAAGCAUGACAACAAAAGUUUUUGUCACUUCCGAACAAAUGAUCAAAGAUCUGUCAGCAAUCACUGUAAAGUUGCAUGAUUGAAAAUAAGAGAGAAUCUUAUUUAGGCUUUAGUGCAUUUUUUUUUUCGUAGCACAGCCUGAUUUGUGUCUUUUUCUCUUCUUUGUGUACUGUUUUGUCUUUGGAACAAAUGAGCUGGCAGUAAUGAAAAAAAAAUACUUUUUACAGGGGCCAAAGUCAGUAUGUCAUAGCAGCCUAAAUUCCAGAGCAGCACAGUUAAUCAACAGGUUGUACAAUCAUCUCCUUUGCUAUAUUUAUCAUUAUUAGAGAUUAAAUUCAGUAAACAGGACAUGUCAUCACAAGACGAGUGGUGAAAGAAGCCUGACUCAAUUUAUGGCUAAAUAUAUUUAUCAUCUUCACUCCAUAUUAGACUCCUGACAUCAUGUUGCAUGACUUUGGAUGCUGAUUUGUUUAUUAGUUUUCCUCUUUUAUCUAUUGCAGCUUUAACUUGUAGAAGAUAAAUGUCAACAUGCGGCUGUAGCCAGUAGACAAGUAAUAACUCAAUUGAGAUUUCCACUGAGGGCAUUUAAACAUUGCUGUUUAUAGGGUGGUUCCUCCAAAUCACAGUGGGGGAAAAAAUCAUUUACUUUACUGGUAUAAACAUGGUUCUAACUUCAUGUGCACUGAAAAUGAUUACAAACAAUAGCACGUUAACAAGUGUAAGGACUACCGUGUGUCCGUGUGGUUCGAAAACCUGCACAAAUCCUGAAAAAGUGGCUUUAUUUUUAGUGUGUCUUUAUUUUUGAACGUGAACGUGAACGUGGCCCUCCAGAUACCAUAAAAUGCUUGAUCCUUUUUUUAAAAUAAUGUCAUGAUAGUUUUAUCCUUUCGUCAGCAUCAUUUGUAUGAUUAAGUAUUGGCACCGAUGUGCAAGAUGUAUAUUAUUUUUUUCAGUGCCUAUGUGAAAAUAUAUUUUUCAAUAUUUUGAAUGAAUAAAGAAUGCUGGGAAACAGAA